AUGCUCAAGCAUGGCGAGCAUGCGCAAUGGAGACUAGACUCCCAGAACCGAGAGACCAUCCAGAAAUGGGAGCAAGAGGAGAAGGAGAAGUGGGAGGAGGAAGUCUACAGAUCCUUUGACGCAGACACCGGCGACCUGCUUGACACGCAGCAGUCAAAAGACUCCGGAGACCUCGAUGAACCCGACAUUGUGGAGGUUUCAACGGAGGUGGUGAAGUUGAAGGAGGAAGUGAAGGUACAAGAAAAGCUCCAGGAGCCCAUUUGGACCGAGCAAGACUUCGAUGACACAGAAGAGUAUUUUCCGGAUGUGCGGGAGUGCCCAGGGAAGAUUGGAUUGCGCUUCACUGCCCGGCCCCGUCCAGGCGUUCCGGUCCGUGACCGCGGUCGUCGCGCGCCACCCUUUCCAAAGGAGGCGCCAAAGACGGACCUUCCUCCCAUGAUGGCAGGGGAUGAGCGGGAGGAGGACGAGAAUGACCCGGUGUGGCUGAAGGACAAGGGGGAUCAGCUCAUGGUCCGUGGCGACUACAAUGGCGCUUACAACGCCUACACGGAGGCUCUCAAGUUGGGCUCCAAUGCCCGAUGCUUCGCCAAUCGCGCGGUCGCGUCUUUGUACUUAGGAAACUUCGAGCAAUGCCUCGAGGAUUGCAAUAGAUCCAUUCAGAUCUUGGAUUUCAGGAGCAAGCCCCGCAACGGAGAGUUGCACCAUAACGUUGACCCUGAAGAUGAGAAGGUCCGUGCCCGCGUCGAGAUCCGCAUGGGUGUAGCUUUCCUUUGGUUGGGUGCUUUCAAGAAGGCAGAGGCGCAUUUUGAAAAAGCCCUGAGCACAGAGGGUCUCGAUGCGGAUGAGAUCAAGCAGGUUCGUGCCGACUUGGAGCGGGUCAGAAGCGCCUAUGCUGCCCUGAGAGUGAAGGAGCAGGCGGAUCAAAGCCUCCGCAAGGGCGACUCCGAGGCACUUGAGAAGGCUUUGGACCUCUAUGGUGAGGCAGAUGAUGCAACAAAGCAGGAGUGUGCGGUGGUGGUGGCGAACCGCUGCCAAGCACGUUUGCGAGGGGGUCAGCUACAGCAAUGCCUUGAAGAU
Durusdinium trenchii is the source of this 1077-nucleotide messenger RNA. NCBI's taxonomy places the organism in Eukaryota, Dinophyceae, Suessiales, Symbiodiniaceae. The record is from the annotation of a GenBank genome assembly.